UAACAGGCAGAUGAGGAAAGCACGUGAGCGUUACUCCACAGGGCCACUCCAGAACUCAACCCACUAUAAUAAAUGGCAUCAAGAUCAUACCUGUACCCAUUCCGUCAGACAACUACAGCUAUGUGGUCAUUGACACCACAUCAAAUCUUGCUGCUGUGGUGGACCCCGCCAACCCCCAGCCUGUUCAGACAUGCCUAGAGGAAGAGUGGGUGACGUUACAAGCUGUUGUCUGCACACACAAACAUCGGGACCACAGUGGAGGAAAAAGGACUUUAAAGAGGCGCUACAGUUCCUGUCAAGUGUAUGGGAAUGCUAUGGUCAACAUUCCUGGCCGCACACAAACUCUUAUUUUGACACAACGCAGAAACCAGACUCUUCUCCUCCAAAAGUUUACAUCUUCUUCCAACUUAGCGAGUUCAGGCAACAUUUUGAAUUGGAUCUGGAUUUUCUGAGACACAUGGAGAAGAGUGAAGAAACCCAGAGUGAAAUAGAGGAACUGAAACCUUCAGUUAAUGCAGUGGAGUUUAUUGACAGCAUUGUACCCAGGGAUCUGGAUCAGUGUGUGUUUGCGGACUCACUUGUGACAGUGUCAAAUUCGGACAAGGAGCUUGGAGACUUCUCUGUGAGUGUCACAGAGGCAAGCUACAACGAGGAGCUCUGCUAUCUGCUUCAUGCCAAUAGUCAUGGUAUGAUUGAUGGCAUACCUUGUGGCACAACCAUUGUGGCCUAUAUAUCUGGAAGGCUUGAGAUAUUGGAAGAGAAUCAUCAUGAAUAUGUAAAGCUGGACAGCCACACACUGGAUCGGAAGUUACAUCUGGUUAGACAACAUGAACAGCUAGUGGUAAACAGGAUCAUUUCAGAGAAGGAGGGAGUGAAGACAGAAACCCUUACAUUUCCAUUGAGCUCUUUAAAAGGCUUUGUUUCUGAGGCUUCUAACUUCCUGAUUCUGCGCAUACUGGCUCGGAAGAAGAUUGUUCCAGAAAACAUGACAUUCCUGUCAUUUAAUGAAGAUACUGUGAUAUCUAAGUCAGUCUAUAGAACUCUUGGGUGGAAGAAGCAGAUGAUUGGGGAAGAAUUGGUCGAUAUCUUUGGAAUCGAAAGGGCUGUUUCCUCUUCAAAGGACAUCCCAACAACUUGGCAUUGCUACUUCCUGUCUGAUGGGCAUCUAGCAAGCAGAGUGCAACUGGGCUCACCUGCAAUGAUGAAGAUACUGCAUUUGCCCCUCAUGCUCGAUGGAGUGGAGAAAGACCAGCAUUCUGUGUUUGAGAAGAAGCCACUCCAGUGGGACGAAGACAUGGAGCUUUAUUCAAAGUUUCUUGACAGAAAGGAGGAGCUCAAAGCAGACUACCUCUCCUACGUCAGACAACACCCUGAGCUAAAGGCUUUAAUGGCUGACUUCCUGCAAUUCCUGCUGUUGAGGAAACCUCAAGAUGUCUUCUCCUUUGCUCGUGACUUUUUUGCACCCUUUUCCUCUCAAAGUCCUCCGGGAAACCCCUGUGAAGAUUCCCAAAACAUAAAAAUUCCUGAGAUACUGGAUAAUAAACCCUGACCUGAGGUGUUAUUCUGUACUAUGUAACAGGGAGAUAAAAUAAAGGUUUAC
Myxocyprinus asiaticus (Chinese sucker) is the source of this 1600-nucleotide messenger RNA. It is a transcript of the gene catip, whose product is annotated as ciliogenesis associated TTC17 interacting protein. The record is from RefSeq and is a predicted model, not a curated record. The transcript has 14 exons. Gene Ontology annotation, biological process: actin filament polymerization; cilium organization. Bases 191 to 1549 code for a protein of 452 amino acids. Lineage: Eukaryota; Metazoa; Chordata; Actinopteri; Cypriniformes; Catostomidae.